GGUGGCUAGGGGCCUGUCCUGCCAUCAGGUGGAGCAUCAGUCCAGAGAUGGGCAUCCCAAGGCAGAGGGGCUGGGGCUCUACGCUGUAUAGAACCUCUGGGAUGCAGGGUCCAGAGAGGGCCUGGGAUGACGAUGCCUAUCCGGAGGCUGAGCACCACGUGGCCGGGAAGACAGGCUUCUCACAGAUGCUCAUUCAUUCAUCUAAGAGGAAUUUGCUGAAUGCUGACCAUGAGUCAGAGCCAUUCUAAGUGUCGGGCAUCCUCACAGGGACAGGACAAUACAUUCUUAUCUAGUGGGCCGGGGAAAGAGCGAGAAAAAGUUGUCUGCUGCAUGGGGCAGUAACACAUGGAGGCAGAGACAGGAAGAAGGCACAGGCUGGCUCUCCCAGCUCAGAUCCUUGGGAAAUCCCUGGGGAAGUGAAGAGAGCAAUGAGUAUCUGGAGAGCAUCCUGGCAGAGCUGGAGCAGUCCAUCCGGAGGAACCUGAGGUCAAACCUGGCGCAGGCCCGGCAGCACACAGUUCAGAACCAGACCACCACCAUGCUGUCACUGGGUGCCAACCUCAUGAACCAGACCACGGCUCAGACCCACAAGCUGACUGCCAUGGAGGCACAGGUCCUAAACCAGACAUCACGCAUGAAGCUCCAAAUGCUGGAGAACUCACUGUCCACCAACAAGCUGGAGAGACAGGUGCUGAUGCAGAGUCACGAGCUGCAGCGGCUGCAGGGUCGCAACAGGGCACUGGAGAGCAGGCUGCAGGCUUUGGAAGCACAGCACCAGGCCCAGAUGAACAGCCUCCAAGACAAGAGAGAACAACUUCAGAGCCUCCUAGGCCACCAGACAGGGGCCCUGGCUAACCUGAAGCACAAUCUGCAGGCCCUGGGCAGCAAUUCCAGCUCCCUGAAGCAGCAGCAGCAGCAACUGAUGGAGUUAGUGCAGCGCCUGGUUCGAAUUGUAGCCCAGGACCAGCGCCCUGCAACCCUAAAGACCCCCAAACAGCUAUUCCAGGACUGCGCAGAGAUCAAGCGCUCCGGGGCCAAUGCCAGUGGCAUCUAUACCAUCCGUGUGGCCAACAUGACAAGGCCUCUCAAGGUGUUCUGUGACAUGGAGACUGAUGGAGGUGGCUGGACUCUCAUCCAACGCAGGCAGGAUGGAAGCAUGAGUUUCCAGAGGACCUGGGAGGAAUACAAAGAGGGUUUUGGUAAUGUGGCCGGAGAGCUCUGGCUGGGCAACGAGGCUGUGCACCACCUCACCAGCAGGACAGCCCAUUUGCUGCGUGUGGAGCUGCAUGACUGGGAAGGCCGCCAGACCUCCAUCCAGUAUGAGCAUUUCCAGCUGGGCAAUGAGAGGCAGCGGUACAGGUGGGCUUGGGGCCCAGGCUUGUGGGUGGUUUGGAGUCCCAAGGCAAGUGGCUGCAGAGCCUGCACCAAGGGUCAUUCCCUGGGCGUCUCCUGCCUCCACCAUCUGGCCCCCAUUUGGGUGCACGUCACGGGAUCUGGAGGUGGCUGCUUAGCACUCAGCACAUCUCGGCCACUGGGUGGGGUGAAGAGACUGUCACUGACGCCACCAUGCCUAGAGCAGAAGGGAUCGCCCCAGCCACAGACAGCAGGAGUGGGGGUUGACUUCUCAGUUUGUCCUAUGCCCUGUGGUACGGUGAGAGAGUCCCCACAGUGGGAGAAAGAAGAACCCUUCCCAGCGCUGCUGUUUGCAGCUCUGAAUAAAGCCUGGGCACAUCAAGGUCAGCAUUCUCUUCAGCAGUGUUGGGCGUAAGACCACAGUCAAGUCAUCAAGGCUUCCCGCCCCCACCCUCUGCCUGGUUUAUGGUGUGUGAUAGGGAAAAGAAGCAUUUCCCAGACACUGUUUAACCCUCUCCUCAACGGUGUGGGGCAGACAUUACUGCACAUGGUUUCGUGAGAAGGAAACUGAGUCUUUUGUCUAAAAUGCCAAGUUAAAUGGAUCCUGGAUCUGAACUUAGUUCCCCCGUUAUCAAAUCCCGUGUCUCCACUCUGUGAUGUCACCUCUCUGAGACACUCACUGACCUUCAAACUAAGCCAGUGUCUUAGCUAUCUUUGAACCAGGCCUGAAUGAGCUCAUGGACUCACCCAUGGUGCUGCAAGGAUGCCCCCUGACAUAUGUCCCCUCUACAGCUGCAGACAACUUUCAGAAAGCCGAGAAGCUCGCUCUUCCUCCCGGGGAUCUCUAAAUGACUCUUUGCCUGUAAAUUUACUUCUAGGGACCUCCCCCAGAAUCUCUCCAUCCAUGCCUCCCUUUUCUUAUGAAAUAUCCUUGCACAGUGGGCCUGCCAGCCUCCUUUGUGGGACACACCCCGAUGCUUGAGGAUGCAUCCCUGAGACUGAGCUGUGCAGAGCUGAGACAGGUGCUCCAGGACCUCACAGGGAGAACUUGACACACCCUACUGGUGCCUACUGAUGCCACUGACCUUUAAAGGACAGGCCGUGUCCCACCAGCACCCCUUUCUGACUGGCCCUGAGCAAAUCCCUCUACCCUUUCAUUGGCCUGGUAGAAGCCCUGAACGUACACCCCCACCCAGUUCAGAAAUGCAGACUCAGAUGUGGGGUUCCACCCAAGUCGCCCUCACAGUGCAGGGAAACAGUAUUGUAAUAGCUAUUCCUGUUGCAGCUCUCAUGUGCCAUUGGCUUGCUCUGAGAGCCAGAGUCUGGCAUCAUAACCUAUGGGUAAGGCAACUAGCAUAUAGUGAGUGUUGGGUAAGUGUUGGAGAUCUUUAAAUGCUAGGUUGAAAGUCAGAACUAUUCUACCCCCAACAUCUGUCUAACAGUGUAUGAGUUUGUGUCUAUCACCAGUAGUGCUCAGGUCUCCGCCUUCCCUAAGCUCUUUGCAUGUAAACUGGGUGUUUUAUGCACCUCUGGCUUUGUCUCUGAACCAUGGAGAGCUCCCUGCUACCUACUCUACCAUGCCUUAAAGGGCAGCAUGUACUUAAUAGGCUGCAGAGCCCUAAUGACAGGGUAUUGAGACUUGCCCUGUGCCAGGCACGUGCUGAUCACUUGGGAAAAUCCCUGGUCUGGACCUACCUCCUCAGAGCUGCUCAUACCCCAAUGUGGUGAUAGUGUAGUCGGGGAGAGACAUGUCCACAGGCAACCCACUUCCUCCAGGGAGGCAGUAGCUGCCAGGGACAACAUCCAGGACAAUCAAGGAGAGGUGAGGCUUGUGACAAAAUGAGUCGCUUUGGAGGGAAUUCUAGAAAAUGAGAUUUUCUCAAAAACAGCAGAGAGGAAUGAAGAGAUAGCUCAGUCAAUAAGGUUCAUGCCUUUCCAACAUAAGGGCCCAAGUUUAAUCCCCAGAACCCAAAAUUUUAAAGGCAGGCAUGGUGGUACAUGCUUAUAUCCUCAGUGCUGGAGAAGAGACAGGAAGCUCACUGGAGCUCACCAGGUCAAUGAAAUAAACACCCUGUCUCAAAGCAAAUGCCUGAGGAAGGACACCCAAGAUUGUCCGUUGACCUCCAUGAGCACACAAACAUAUAUGUACACUUCUAUACACAAACAUCUACACACACACACACAUACACACACAUACAUUUAAAAAAAUAGCAAAGAGUUGGCAUCCCCCUGGGUUAUACAUUCCCCAAACCUGAAUAAGAUGUUCACUAGGGAGUCUAGGGCCAUAAGGAAGACUGGCUUGGGCGUGGGGUGGAUUCCUGGAAACCACUGGAAGGCCUGGAAACUGCUAAAGGAGAAGGAGGAGCAGGGGGAGAAGGAUGACAGCCUGCACUGGGACCCACAUCCGGGUCAGCAGCUAAGGUGGGAGCAGCCAUAGAAAAGCCCAGAGGAGGGAAAGAAAAGGUUAGCAGCGACAGGUAGAGGCGCCCUUGUCUGUCACAAGCAGUGCCGGGAACCCUCUGAACAUGAUGGGACACACUUCAUACUCUCAUUUGGAGAAUUCCCAAGAGAUUCAAGUAUCUGGGUUUCUUCAGACACACGUGAUCAAAGUGAGGUUUCCUGUGCCCUGAGGUAGAGGUCCCCAGAGAAUCACUGACACCCAUCCUGGUUCCCAAAAAGAAGAGGGACAUCCCUGAAUUUAAUGGCCAGAGGAAGAAGCCAGAACCUAGCCGUCACACCUUUACAUAACGCUGGUCCCUGGGGCUAGAGUCACAUGUUAAGGGCGCACUUGGGCUUUCAUGACUGGUCAUGAAUACCCUGCCUGGCCUCAGACAAGAGCCUGUGGGUGAGAGGCAUGGACUGAGCCAGACAUAGAGAGGCCCCAUGCUUCCUUGGGCCUGCAGGACUGGCUGCCAGGCCCUGCCCUGGCUGUCCCCUCCAUCUGCUUCCCUGUACUAUUAAAGCAUCUUAGUGGCUCCCAAGCCAACUUGUGCCUCAGCUGCUCAGGCAAGCUUUGCCUACACUUUUCAGCCAGGCUGGCCUAUCCCAAGGACCGAAUCAGCAGUCCUGAAUGUGCAGGGCUCACACUGACACCUCCCAACCUCUCAGCACACUUCACCUGCUGAUGCCACUAAAUCACAAGGCGAAUAAAGUCACAGUAAGUCUCUUAUCACCAUUUGAGUAGGGGGAGACACUGAGUCUCAGCGGGGUGAGGAUGACUUCCCAAAGCCAGGCCAUGCUGGGGUUUGAAUCCAGGCACUCUGUCCUACCCUGACCCCACAGUCAUUAUCACCCUGUAGGUUUGGACAUAGUCACCAGGGAUACAGAGUCUGGCAAAGACUUAGAAGCCCUCUGUCCGCUUAGCUGGGGUUUCCUGCGUGUUGGUACAUGGGGCUGGUGUGUCCAGGGAAGGCUUUCAGGAAGGGGAGUGGAGCAGAGCAUCAGUGAUGUACUGCAAGGUGGUCUGCAGGCAAUGCCAGGCCCUCCAGACUGGAUGCUAGCUCUGAUGGCUACUGAUUCUGAGAACUGAGCCACAUCCUUUGACUCUUGCAUCCCCAAGUCCUCAUGGGGUUUAAAUGAAAAUGGGUUAUCCCUCUCAAGACACUGAAACAAUGCCCGGCCCACAGCAGAUGCUCAAAAGAUUGCUAGCUCCAGACCUCAUCUGGACACACCCACCGCCAGACAGCAUCUGUGUCUCCCACUCAGAGCUCCCUGGAACCCCAAUUCAGCAAAUAAGAAGGAGCCAGCGGCAGUGAGUGUUGUGACACCAGGGUUUAUGCAAGUGAGGAGGGUCACCAGGAGGGACAAUGGCCUGGGCAUCAGAGCAGGCUGUUUCCCCUGCAAAAACAUCAGGAAGGAAACUUUGCCAGAACAAAGCCCUUUGGGGAGCACCAACCUAACUCCGCACCCCUUUCU
Molecule: messenger RNA, 5268 nt
Organism: Mesocricetus auratus (golden hamster)
Lineage: Eukaryota; Metazoa; Chordata; Mammalia; Rodentia; Cricetidae
Gene: Angpt4
Product: angiopoietin 4
Exons: 7
Coding region: 539-1768 (409 amino acids)
Biological process (GO): signal transduction
Molecular function (GO): receptor tyrosine kinase binding
Source: RefSeq, a predicted model, not a curated record